GCUCAGUCCCUGAGGAAUGUCAGCCCAAUACCCGCUCAGUCCUCAAUUUGUGGUGCUGCCCAACAUUACUCAGUUUAGCCCCAUGUUCUACCUCACUGGCUUUCCUGGAUUGGAAGCCAUCCAACACUGGAUUUUCAUCCCCUUUUUCUUCAUGUACCUGGUGGCCAUCUCAGGCAAUUGUUUAAUUCUAAUAAUUAUUAAGACCAACCCCCACCUGCACACACCCAUGUACUGUCUGCUCUCCUUGCUGGCCCUCACUGACCUGGGACUGUCAGUGUCCACCUUGCCCACCACCAUGGGGAUCUUUUGGUUCAACUCCCGUAGCAUCUACUUUGGAGCCUGCCAAAUCCAGAUGUUCUGUAUUCACUCAUUUUCCUUCAUGGAGUCCUCAGUGCUGCUUGUCAUGUCAUUUGACCGCUUUGUGGCCAUUUGCCACCCCCUAAGGUACUCAGCCAUUAUCACUGGCCAGCGAGUGGUCCAGGCAGGCCUGAUUGUCAUCCUCCGGGGACCUGUGGCUCUUGUCCCUAUUGUCCUCCUCCUGAAGGCUUUUCCCUACUGUGGAUCUCUAGUGCUCUCCCACUCAUUCUGCCUGCACCAGGAAGUGAUACACCUGGCCUGCACAGACACUACCUUCAACAAUCUGUAUGGGCUGACAUUGGUAGUGUUCACUGUGAUGCUAGACCUAGUGCUCAUUGCACUGUCCUACAGUCUCAUUCUGCACACAGUGGCAGGCCUAGCCUCCCAAGAGGAGCAGCUCCGUGCCUUCCAAACAUGUACAUCUCAUCUCUGUGCUGUGCUAGUGUUCUUUGUGCCCAUGACGGGGCUGUCUCUGGUACACCGUUUUGGGAAGCAUGCUCCACCUGCCGUCCACCUUCUUAUGGCCAACGUCUACCUUUUUGUGCCUCCCAUGCUUAAUCCGAUUAUAUACAGUAUUAAGACCAAGGAGAUCCGCCGUGCCAUCAUCAAGCUCCUAGGCCUAAGAAAGAACAAUCCUGAGUUCUGGGGCUAAAACUGCCAUUGAAAGCCCAUAAGAAGGCC
Messenger RNA from Microcebus murinus (gray mouse lemur), 1038 nucleotides. It is a transcript of the gene OR51M1, whose product is annotated as olfactory receptor family 51 subfamily M member 1. Gene Ontology annotation, biological process: G protein-coupled receptor signaling pathway. NCBI's taxonomy places the organism in Eukaryota, Metazoa, Chordata, Mammalia, Primates, Cheirogaleidae. Gene Ontology annotation, cellular component: plasma membrane. Gene Ontology annotation, molecular function: G protein-coupled receptor activity; olfactory receptor activity. The record is from RefSeq and is a predicted model, not a curated record.